UUGGUCUACGUGUUGAUCGCCGUGGCGGCGAUCGCUUUGAUACUGCUAUUGUUCCGCACCGGCGACGGUUCGGAGACCAUCCCAUUCAACCGCGUCGUCGAGAUGGCUCGCGACAACACCGGACCGGCACUGAGCAUCGAAGUUAACGGCGAUACCGUCAAGAUCGACAACGGCUCGCAGGUCUUUUCGUCCCGCAAAGAGACGUCUACUAGCGUCUUCGAAGCACUUUCGGACGCCGGAGCCGAUCUCAACAACUAUCGUCUCGACGUCCGCGGCCAGAGCGGCCUCGCAACCCUUUUGCAGGCGCUUAUCGGCUUCCUCCCACUCAUCCUCUUCGCCGGACUCCUGAUCUUCAUGCUGCGACAGGCCCAGGCCGGCAACAGCCAGACGAUGAACUUUGGUCGCACCCGCGCCCGGAUGUUCGUCGGCGCCAAGGCCACCGUCACCUUCUUCGACGUCGCUGGCGUGCCCGAAGCAAAGGAAGAGCUCGAAGAGGUUGUUGAGUUCCUCAAGUUCCCCGAACGCUUCCAAGCCCUCGGCGCUCGUAUUCCGAGCGGCGUCCUGCUCAUCGGCCCACCCGGCACCGGCAAGACGCUUCUCGCCCGCGCCGUCGCUGGCGAAGCCGGGGUGCCCUUCUUCUCGAUCUCCGGUUCCGAGUUCGUAGAGAUGUUCGUCGGCGUUGGCGCCUCCCGCGUGCGCGACCUCUUCCAGCAGGCGAAGCGGCACGCGCCCUGCAUCAUCUUCGUCGACGAGAUCGACGCCGUAGGCAGGCACCGUGGAGCCGGUCUCGGCGGCGGUCACGACGAACGCGAGCAGACGCUCAACCAGAUCCUCGUCGAGAUGGACGGAUUCGAAACCCACUCUUCGGUCAUCGUCAUCGCCGCAACCAACCGGCCCGACAUCCUUGACCCGGCGCUGCUCCGGCCCGGCCGUUUCGACCGCCGCGUCACCCUGGACAAGCCCGAUAUCCGCGGGCGCACCGCCAUUCUCGAUGUCCACGCCAAGGGCAAACCUUUCGAUAAGGGCGUUGAGAUGCAAACCGUCGCCAAGCAGACGCCCGGCUUCUCCGGUGCCGAUCUCGCCAACCUGAUCAACGAAUCUGCGCUCCUCGCCGCCCGGAAAAACAAGAAGUCGAUCGGCCUCGAUGAACUCUUGGAAUCGAUCGACCGCGUCUCCAUCGGUCCGGCACGCAAGAGCAAGGUCAUCACCGAAGACGAACGUCAGUUGACUGCAUUCCAUGAGGCCGGACACGCCGUAGUGCCUUACUUCAUGCCGGAAGGCGACCGCGUCGGUAAGAUAUCGAUCAUUGCCCGCGGCCACGCCGGCGGCUUCACGCGUUGGGAGCAGGAAGACAAGUCCUACCUCACGAAGCCGUACCUGCUGUCGCGCAUCGCCGGUGCCAUGGGCGGACGCGCCGCCGAAGAACUGAAACUCGGCAAGAUAACCACUGGAGCUUCAAACGACUUUGAACAGGCGACCCGUAUCGCCCGCGAAAUGAUCAUGCGCUACGGCAUGAGCGACGAACUCACUUACCGCUCCUUCGGCAAGCGCCAAGAAGCUAUCUUCCUCGGCCGCGAGAUUUCGGAGGAGCGCGACUACAGCUUGAAGACAGAAGCGAUUAUCGACCGUGAGAUCGAUCGUUUGCUGCGCGAAGGCGUGCAAACCGCAAAGGACCUUCUCACCGAGCACGACGACAAGUUGGUAGCCGUUUCCAAUUAUCUCCUCGAAAACGAGACCAUCGACGCUGAUCAGUUCGAAGCCAUCAUGGAAGGCCGCGAUCCGAGCGAGUUCCGCAGUGAAUCUUCCGGUGUUGAAGGCGGUGGUCCGGGUUCGGAAAACCAAGUUGCCGAAGACGUCGAAACCGUCGGUCAGGCCGAAGGCUCCUCCGCCAUCGAUCCGUCGCCCGCGGCGUAA
Geodia barretti is the source of this 1914-nucleotide messenger RNA. The record is from the annotation of a GenBank genome assembly. Lineage: Eukaryota; Metazoa; Porifera; Demospongiae; Tetractinellida; Geodiidae.